This is a messenger RNA of Serinus canaria (Common canary), 1973 nucleotides long. RefSeq names its product SMAD family member 6 (gene SMAD6). The record is from RefSeq and is a predicted model, not a curated record. The transcript is spliced from 4 exons. Gene Ontology annotation, cellular component: heteromeric SMAD protein complex. Gene Ontology annotation, biological process: anatomical structure morphogenesis; BMP signaling pathway; regulation of transcription by RNA polymerase II. The coding region runs from base 126 to 1559 and encodes 477 amino acids. NCBI's taxonomy places the organism in Eukaryota, Metazoa, Chordata, Aves, Passeriformes, Fringillidae. Gene Ontology annotation, molecular function: transcription regulator inhibitor activity; I-SMAD binding.
GCCGCGGGGAGUCCGGGCUGCUCCGGGGCUGCGAUGAGAUAGAGCCGGCGGCGGAGCGAGGAGCCCCGCGGAGGAGGGCGGGGGGCGGCGGAGAGCGACGCGACCCCCGGCCGCCCGCGGGUCGUAUGUUCAGGUCCAAACGCUCAGGGCUGGUGCGGCGACUUUGGAGGAGCCGCGUCAUUCCGGACAGGGACGGCGGAGAUGGGAGCGCCAGGAGCGGCCACGACCUCGGAGCCACCGGCAGCUGCAAGAUCGCGGAGAAAAGCCCCUCGGUGGAGCUCCGCGCGGUAGCGCGCAGCCUGCUGCUGCGGGAGGCGGAGGAGCGGCGCGGGGCGGCGGGCGAGGCGGCGCCGCGCGGGGACCCCAUGGCGGAGCGGCGCGGGGCUCGGCUCCGCGCCCCCGGCUCCGCGCCGGAGAGCGACGGCCGGACCGUGACCUGCUGCCUCUUCUCGGAGCGGGAGCCGGGCGGCCCCCAACCUCCCCCCACCGCCGCCCCCGGCCCCGACGGCGCGGCCGACGGCGGCUCCCCGGAGCGGCGGGGCCGGGAGGCGCGGGCGCGGCUGCUGCUGCUGGAGCAGGAGCUGAAGGCCGUCACCUACUCGCUGCUGAAGCGGCUGAAGGAGCGCUCGCUGGACAGCCUGCUGGAGGCGGUGGAGUCCCGCGGGGGGAUGCCCGGCGGCUGCGUCCUGGUGGCCCGCACCGAGGUGCGCCUGGGGGGCCUGGCGGCGCCCCCGCAUCUCCUCCUGGGCAAGCUGUUCCGCUGGCCCGACCUGCAGCACCCCGCCGAGCUGAAGCCCCUCUGCGAGUGCCAGAGCUUCGGCGUCGCCGACGGACCCACGGUCUGCUGCAACCCCUACCACUUCAGCCGCCUCUGUGGGCCAGAGUCUCCACCACCUCCCUACUCUCGGCUGUCUCCUAAUGAUGAGCAAAAGCCACUGGAUCUAUCAGAUUCCACGUUGUCUUACACUGAAACAGAGGCUACAAACUCUCCCAACGUCACGCCCGGAGAUUUCUCAGACGCCAGCACGUCGCCCGAUGCCGUGAAGAGGAGCCAUUGGUGCAACGUGGCCUACUGGGAGCACCGGACGCGCGUGGGCCGCCUCUACACAGUGUACGAACAGUCUGUCAGUAUCUUCUACGACCUACCUCAAGGAAACGGCUUCUGCCUCGGACAGCUAAACCUGGACAACAGGAGCGAGACUGUGAGAAGGACUCGAAGUAAAAUCGGCUACGGGAUUUUACUGAGCAAGGAACCGGACGGGGUGUGGGCCUACAACCGCAGCGAGCAUCCCAUCUUCGUCAACUCCCCGACACUGGACAUCCCCAACUGCAGGACUCUGAUCGUGCGCAAGGUGAUGCCGGGCUACUCCAUCAAGGUGUUUGACUACGAGAAGUCCUGCCUGCUGCAGCACACGGCCGAGCUGGAUUAUGCAGACGGGCCCUACGACCCCAACAGCGUCCGGAUCAGCUUCGCCAAGGGCUGGGGGCCCUGUUAUUCCAGACAGUUCAUCACGUCGUGUCCGUGUUGGCUGGAGAUCUUACUCAGCAACAACCGGUAACCCUCCGAGGAAAGGAAAACAUCAACAGCAACAAAACACACACACACAAAAAGAAAAAAAAAGACAAAAAAAAAAAAAGACACAGACUAUCCCAAAUAUCAUCUACCUAGAUUUAAUAUAAAGUUUUAUAUAUUAUAUGAAAAUAUAUAUUAUACUUGUAAUUAUGGAGUCAUUUUUACAAUGUAAUUAUUUAUGUAUGGUGCAAUGUGUAUAUGGACAAAAAACAGAAAAUGCACUUUGGCUUAUAUAAUUCUUUCAAUACAGAUUUUUAAAAAAAGAAAAAAAAACAACAAAAAUUAUACAGCAAAAAUAGGAGAAAGCCCUAAUUUUGAUGUAUGGUUUUUUUGAAAUAUUAUUAAUACCCAGACAAAAAGCUAAUACCAGUCACUCAUUGAUAAUAAAGUAUUCGCAUUA